AUGGCGCCUCCUCCUCCAGCGCUGGCAGAGGAGACUGCUGCCUUCCACCCAAGCCUGUGGGGCGAUUUCUUCCUGACUUACCAGCCGCCAACUGCGCCUCAGCAAGCAUGCAUGAAAGAACGAGCUGAGGUUUUAAGAGAAGAUGUCAGGAAGAUUUUGAUGGGGCCAUGUGAGUUACCAGAGACACUGGGUCUUAUAUUGACGUUGCAACGUCUUGCACUGGAUUACUACUACGAAAACGAGAUCGACAAGUUACUCCACUGUAUUUACGACGACGACGACUCUGAUUACGAUGAUAAAGAUCUAAACCUAGUUUCCCUGCGCUUUUAUCUUCUUCGAAAGAAUGGUUACGAUGUGUCAUCAGAUGUAUUUCUAGUCUUCAAAACAGAAGAAGGGAGCUUCGCUUAUGCUGAUGACACGGCAAGCUUGUUAAGCUUGUACAAUGCAGCGUACUUGAGGAAGCAUGGAGAGGAGGUACUGGACGAGGCAAUUUCCUUCGCUAGACGACGUUGCCUUGAAGCAGGUAUCCUUCGCACCCCUCUUUUCAGAAGGGUUGGGAUACUAGAGGCGAGAAAUUACAUACCCAUCUACGAGAAGGAGGCGGCAAGAAAUGACGCCGUGUUGGAGCUUGCCAAACUGAACUUUAACCUUCAGCAAAUUGCCUUCUGUGAAGAGCUAAAGCAUUGCACAUUGUGGUGGAAGGAUUUCCUUGCCAAAUCAAAGAUGGCUUUUGUUAGGGAUAGAAUAGUGGAGGUGUAUUUCUGGAUGAACGGGGCAUGCUAUGAUCCCCCGUACUCUCGUUCCCGAAUCAUACUAACGAAGAUCACAUCUCUCGUAACAAUAAUCGAUGACAUGUUCGACACAUAUGGUACCACUGAAGACUGCACCAAGUUCCAUGAAGCAAUUGGCAGAUGGGAUGAAAGCGCCCUACCUCUUCUUCCACAGUAUAUGAAGGGUUUCUACUUAUUUCAGUUGGAGACAUUUCGUUCAUUUGAAGAUGAGUUGGGGCCCGAGAACAGCUAUCGUGUCCAUUACCUAAAAAAAUCGAUGGAGCGUCUAGUUCAGCAAUACUACAGGGAAAUAAAGUGGCGUGACGAAAACUAUGUGCCGAAAACAAUGACCGAACACCUUCAAGUGUCAAUGGAAAGCAUAGGAUCCGUUGCUCUAGCAUGUGCUGCAUAUGUUGGAAUGGGUGACGUCAUAACAAAGGAGACCCUUGACUGGGUUUUGAGCUAUCCUCAGUUUCUGACGACUUACGGUAUCGUACGACUGUCUAACGAUGUUGUAUCAACAAAGCGUGAGCAAACAAAAGACCAUAGUCCCUCCACUGUCCAUUGUUACAUGAAGGAGCAUGGAACGACCAUGGACGAUGCAUGUGAAAAGAUAAAGGAGCUUAUCGAAGAUUCAUGGAAGGAUAUGCUACAGCAAUCCCUUGCGCUGAAAGGGCUCCCAAAGGCUGUGCCACGAACAGUGUUUGACUUUUUAAGAACCGCAGAUAAUAUGUACAAGAAUUGCGAUGCGUUCACUUCUUCAGAAGUACUCCGAGAAAUGAUACGACUACUGUUCGUGGAGCCAAUACCUGAAUAA
This is a messenger RNA of Zea mays, 1587 nucleotides long. RefSeq lists its product as uncharacterized. The record is from RefSeq and is marked provisional. The coding region runs from base 1 to 1587 and encodes 528 amino acids. Gene Ontology annotation, molecular function: magnesium ion binding; terpene synthase activity. NCBI's taxonomy places the organism in Eukaryota, Viridiplantae, Streptophyta, Magnoliopsida, Poales, Poaceae. The transcript has 7 exons. Gene Ontology annotation, biological process: diterpenoid biosynthetic process.